Messenger RNA from Camelina sativa (false flax), 789 nucleotides. The record is from RefSeq and is a predicted model, not a curated record. Lineage: Eukaryota; Viridiplantae; Streptophyta; Magnoliopsida; Brassicales; Brassicaceae.
CAGGUUAAGAUUUUAACGCAUAGAAGAACUAAAUUGUUACCAAAAACACCAACAUUUAUAUAUGAUGUCUCUGUUGUUCCUCUUCUUCUUUCUUUCUCCUGCAGGGAAAAGUUGAACUCGAUAAAUCUGGUGUUGUAUAUGUCUCCAAUAGCUGUCAUUUCUCUUCUUCCCGUCACGCUAGUUAUGGAACCAGACGUGAUCAGCUUGACCUUGAUACUUGCAAAACAACAUCAGUACAUGUGGAUACUUCUUCUAGUUAACUCGAUAAUGACCGCAACUUCAUCAAAUAAAGAACUUGCAGUGUCUGUUUCGUUUGGUAAGUUUGAGAAUGAUUCACUUUCAUGGGAGAAAUUUUCAUCUUUUUCUCCAAACAAGUACUUGGAAGAAGUGGAGAAGUGUGCAACUGCUGGAUCAGUAGCUCAGAAGAAGGCUUAUUGCGAAUCACAUUACAAGAAGAUUGCUAAGAGGAGAGCUGAUAUCAUCAUGGAGCAGAAUCAGAACCGGGGAAAAACAUACGAUAGUGACAAUGACGAGUCAAUGAUGAUUGAAUUGACUCUAAUGCUUGUUAUGAAUCUAACAGUGAAAGUACUUCAGAAAAAGAUAAGCUUUUUGCCAGCAUUGCCAAUAAAGUGAAUGAAACAUGUAUUUAUGAGCCUCUUGAAGAAACUAUGGACUUCGAGGAUCGUCAAAGCUUGGCUGAUGCAGGGGAUGAUCUGAAUACCUUAAAGUUGGAGAAACUUGAAGAUACUUCAUCAAAGGAUACACGUAAAAAGAAUGAAACGCCAAUGA